Molecule: messenger RNA, 1768 nt
Organism: Toxoplasma gondii ME49
Lineage: Eukaryota; Apicomplexa; Conoidasida; Eucoccidiorida; Sarcocystidae
Exons: 8
Coding region: 1-1410 (469 amino acids)
Molecular function (GO): aminopeptidase activity
Source: RefSeq, a predicted model, not a curated record
AUGUGGGCGGGCAGCGGCGUGGCAUUUUUGUGCCACGUGGAAAAAUCUGCUUUGCAGGAGUUGGAGAGCGAAACUGCUUCGUCCCCUGACGUGAAGCGACAACACGAACUGCCCCGGACCCCAGACCGUGGAGAAAAAGCCACAGAACAAGCUGAGGAUAAAUUCGUCACUGGCGCCUCCUUCUUUGCCUUCGACCGCCCCCUCGCAGCCGUCGGCCGCCUUUUCGGCUCUGCGCCGGCAACGCGAGACUUCUCAGUAGUUCAAAUAGGUAACUCUGUCCAGAGCAUCCACGGCCUUCUCCUCGGUGGCGGCAGCGUCUUCGGCCUAGACGCAGUUGGAGGUCUCGUUGAAUUCCAGCGCAAGCGUGGCAUCGGCGUCUCGACGAUUGCAGGGCCCAUUCCCGUCUGUCCAGCGCUUGGCAUUUUUGACGUCCCCGCUCUCGCACCUGAUUCCUCGUUUCCUGCCAGCUCUGCAUGUGCGCUUCCCCAAUUCGUCAAAUCCGAGGACGUCGCCACUGCAUGCGCUGAAGCGGAGCGCCGACGGGUGGCUGGACCGGCAUCGGCUCCCGAGAGCGACUCCGGGGACAGACGACGCGAAAGGGGGGGGGAGAAGGAAAGGUCUGUCCCCCCGGCGGUCGCGCCUCUUCGAGUUCGUUGUCGGUUCCACUCCAGUGGGUCAGUCUCUACUGUCGUCGCUGCAUCUGCGCCCUCCGAACAGGCCUCUCCGGCUUCUGCCGGCACUUCGCGUGAGGAGAUAGAUCCGGUCCCUGUUCUCUCUACUUUACCGGAGGAGACCGUCUCCUGGAUAGGAUCUGUUGGGGUCGGAGUGGGAGCGACCUGCGCCCGAGUCGGCGAGUGCGCGGGGUUCGCGCCACGGAAAGGAGGCUGGGGCGAGGCCUCUCGGUACCGGGCCUGGCGGGGUGAGCUUGCGAGAGACAAAGCGACAGGGACCGGCAACGAUGAAACGCUCAAAGUUCAGGCCUUCGUCGUCGUCAACAGUUACGGAGACGUCGUCGCUACAGGGAAGGACAGCGAGAACGCCGUUGUCGCAGGUCCCCUCAAAAACGGCGUCACAUUCGCAGCCUCUGAGCUCCUUCAAAAAGCAGACCAUACCUUCCUACCUCUGAGCCUCCAGCCACAAGCGACAACUCUGGUCGCCGUCUUCACCAACUUGGACUUGAGUCGUGACGCCCUCUGGCGUGUAGCUGCGAUGGCGGGUGCUGGCAUGGCUCGGGCAAUUCACCCUGUCUUCUCCCCCGUUGACGGGGACGCUGUCAUCGCCGUCUCCACUGGAGAGCUUACUCAUGGCGACACCGACCCGACGCUUUCGGAGAUCAUCGUAGGAACCAUGGCUGCAGAAUGCGUGGCUGAAGCUAUCCAACGAGCCGCGGCAGUCGCAAACAAACUGUGAAAGUGAUCGUCGAAAUUGCAUUCGAAUACAACAGCUGCGCACUCAAAGCGUUUGCUGUUUCGUCUUGUGCUUGGGAAAGGGUAUUGGCGAUCCCGUGUCGAAAACAUUGGCGUGGUUGCUCACCCACGUGAACUAUAUUGACCAAGAAUCGAGAUUAAAAUCCGCCGGUGCGCAGAUGUUGAUCGGUGGAUGUGUGGAAAAAAAGGCCUACACGCGCGUGUGUCCGUCGUGGCGCCUCUCGCGACAUCUUUAUUUUGAACAAAUUACGUCUGCGACAACAACUACGGACGAGUAGCUCUCGGCGGGAGGAAACACCAAUUCGAGAUUACCACCGUUAAUGAAAGAAUCCUCACUCACA